CAUCUACGUAGAUAUACCAUUCCAUAAGACGAAUUGCGCAUAAACGGGGCUUCGUAGGAAGCGCAUAUUGGGAAAUAUACUACUACCGGGGCUAUUACCGCUUAGCCUUCGAUUUCGCGUCAAGAUUCUGGCCAUAUUGCCUAACGGCGACAUGGAUGCUACAAAUACGAUCUCCUGCGCGGCGACAUGCCAACCCGGCCCAAUCAAGACAAAGACGCCUCUCGAUGAUCGACCGAUAUGCUACCCACCCUGGCCCAGAAUACGAAACAAGGCGCCUGGAUUAUCUACUUACUACUAGGCUUUUUAUGCGCCUGUGUGUGCAAGUCGGAAUCUCCAGCUCGUCGAUGACGAGUCCAGUUCGGAACGUGGUUUCCAAGUUCCCGUUUCGAUUUUGCCCUCUCUUUCUCUUUGCACAUUCGCUUGCUUAGAUCGCCUUGGAAUGGCUCCGCUAUCUCGAUGCUGUCGCUGGUUGACAGCUCUUCUCUCGAUUGCCGGCGCAUCCGCCCUGUCGAAUACGCCGCGGGCGGCCUGGCCAAAUGGUCCGUUCGUCACCUCGGAUCGGUGGAUUCAGGAUGCGACCGGGUCCAACGUCGCCUAUGUCGGCGUGAACUGGCCGGGAUCCCUCGAGACCAUGAUACCCGAGGGCCUACAGUACCAGUCGAUAGCAUCUAUCGUUUCUCGGGUCAAGAGUGUAGGUAUGAACGCCAUCCGGUUGACGUAUGCGACCGAGAUGAUAGAUCAGUACUACGACAAUGGAGAGGCCGACAUUCCGAUUCAGAGGGCCUUGACCGACGCCUUAGGCCAGGAAGCCGGAAGGGCAGUGCAUGAUAGGAUCACGGCGAAUAACCCGUCCUUCAACGCCGACACAACAAGGUUGCAGGUUUACGAUGCUAUCGCAGCCGAAUGCGCGAGGCAGGAGAUCUACGUUCACUUGGAUAAUCAUAUCUCCAGAGCGGGCUGGUGCUGCAGCCCUCUCGAUGGGAAUUCCUGGUGGGGAGACACGUACUUUAAUGUCGACAAUUGGCUACGGGGCUUGUCCUUUAUGGCAACACAUGGGAGGGCAUGGCCGAAUCUUAUGUCUAUGUCGCUGCGAAACGAACUGCGUACCCCGUUCAAUAACGCUACACUCGCCAGGGCCUCCUACAACUGGGAACACUGGUACACCUAUAUCAGGCGCGGUGCAGACGCCGUUCACGCGGCGAACCCGGAUGUCUUGGUGUUUCUAUCCGGCCUGAACUCGGACCAGGAUCUGAGUCCCGUUGUCAACGGCACAGCGCUCACGCCCGGGUCUGCCACAUUCAACAGGGAUGACUUUGUAGGCUACGCGAACAAAUUAGUCCUCGAGCUCCACGCUUACGACAACAUUGCCGGCCCCGGCCCUAGCGACUGUGCCGCUGUGGGGGACAAGCUAUUCGACGCUGGGUUUAAGGCCCUGACCAGUAGCGCCGCGAACCAGUAUCCCGUCGUUCUGACUGAAUUUGGUCUGGUGCAGGACGGGGCGGCGACACAAGACCCUUAUAUCUCGUGUUUGCUGGAGUAUGUGUCCACCCGUAAUGCUGGCUGGAUGAUCUGGCAGCUGGGCGGAAGCUAUUACAUCCGCGAAGGCACACCUGAUCGUGACGAAACCUGGGGUCUACUGACUCACGACUGGUCCGAUUGGAGAUCUCCCGAGUUUGUCAACAGCUCCCUGACUCCUGCUGUGAAAAGCACACUCACGCCCAGCGACAACCCCGACGAGAACCGCGACUUGUCUGACGAUCAGUCCGAAGGCGCAACUACAAGGCCCGCACUAGCUUCAGGUCUAUACGGCUUACCACCCCUACUCUACGUGGCAAUACUCACCGUCGGUCUGGUCACCAUAUUCGGUUAGAACGGUGUCAAGCCGGGAGUAUUACUACCUGUUUACUCUUUUCUGAGUCUGAGUAAAAAUACCAGAUGGUGUUACCUCACUACCUAGGUAACUGUUAUUAACGAAGCAGGUGCUCGGCUUUUGCCCUUCUACCGGCGUGCCUCCUUACCAGCACAUCGAGGUUAACCAGGUAUUCAAUUGAGCCCUCUCACACCUCCCAAGCACCGAGGAAACCCAUGAAGCCAUUCCCGGGAUGACCCACGGUCUUAUACUCCUCGUCAACGGCUGGUGGUUGUCAGGCUCUAGCACCAUUUUGGACGUCGCAACGCAAUGGGCUCAUUCGGCGUCGUAUCCUCUUGCAUAGAUUCUGGUCCAUAGUCUCUAGGAUACGCAAGCCUAGGUCUAGACUACUCGCCCUUGAACAUCAAAUAAAUAAUGAGAUAGAAACAGUUUAAUAUUACUAGAGAUCUAAUAACUAUGUAUUACAACAAUUUCUCAU
This is a messenger RNA of Durotheca rogersii, 2348 nucleotides long. RefSeq names its product glycoside hydrolase. Lineage: Eukaryota; Fungi; Ascomycota; Sordariomycetes; Xylariales; Xylariaceae. The record is from RefSeq and is a predicted model, not a curated record. The transcript is spliced from 4 exons. Gene Ontology annotation, molecular function: hydrolase activity, hydrolyzing O-glycosyl compounds. The coding region runs from base 440 to 1870 and encodes 476 amino acids.